ACCAGAAGUGAGAACUCGUGCAGGUAACAAGUCACUUUGACAUGGACAUUGACGUACCCAUAAAUUAUCAACAUUCAUGCAAAGUGCACAAAAUCGAAAAUUCAUAUAUAUUCUCAAUAAAAAUGUCCCGAGAUAAAAGUGUAUGGUUCGCUGAGGAAAUUCUGUUAGAUGCCAAACUUAUUAAUUUUCAACUAGAAACUGGAGAAUGGGAUGCAGUGGAAGAAAUGCUGCGCGCAGAAGCGCAACUCUCCCGAGACGCAGAAACCGGAAGAUUACGACCGAAAAAAGCUUCAGAAUACACAUUACGUCUGAUAGCAGAAGUUCUUCACAUAAUGCGGUUAGAUGUGGAACAAGCUUCGUAUAAUCGAAGUACUCUUGCUGUGGCGGAGCAGUGCCUACGUCUAGUCCGGUCCUGCGCUGCGGCCGGUACAAAGAUGCAAACAUAUAUCUCGAAAGAACUAUCUAUCCUUGAUUCAAUGUUAAUUCUUGCCACUGAAUACCAGCAUCCAAGUGUCGAUUUCAUAAAUGAAGAACUACAAAAAAAAUACGAAUCAUGUAUGACUGUCCUAAUUCAAACAUUAGGUAAUCUCGUUGUGAAUAAUCCUUUUAAUCAAAUAAUAAUUUGGAACAAAUUUGAUGCUAUAAUUCUCAAUUGCUUGAUCGGACAGAAUGAAAAAAUUGCUUCUGCUGGGGCUAUGAUAGUUUAUAAUAUAUUAUUAGGUCAACCGAACGUGCUACCAGAUGACGUAGCACUUUUAAACUCUCUGGGUUACAUGUAUAUUAAUGGUAAUACAGAAUACCCACACUUGAUUAUAGAAUAUUUGAUUGGCGUUGAGAGUACGUACAUAGAAAAGCUUUAUUCAAAGUUGGACCCAGAAUGCCGUAUGCUUGUUUUAAAUUUGGCAUAUAAUAUUUUGAUGUCGACUGAAUCGCAGGAUAUAAAUGUUUCGGUUAAUUUUGUUAAAUUUAUGGCUCACGAGUUUAAGAUGAAGUCCGAUUGUAUUUUAAAAACUGUAGAUAAGUAUGUAAAUACAAUUGAACCACAGGAAGUUGUAUUCUUGUUGGAGAUAAUAGCUACGGCAUCAAGUAUGGACACCUACAUGGAUUGUUUGCAGAGUGACACAUCCUUGUUUAUCAAUUGUGCCUUUCUGUUAAGAGCAAUACAUAAGCUAGGCAAGGAAAGCAACAACUUUUUCUCGUCAAUUAACAAAUUGUACGAAGCUACAGGCAAGCAGCUAGUGAAUGAUGAAAAUAUGCCCGCAGUAAAUGUACCACAAGAAAAUCCUCUAUGUAAGAAUGACUCGGCUGAUAACAUGCUUUCGUGCAAUGAGACGACAUCGGAAUGCACAGAGUCUGAAAGCAGCGAGCAAUACUUCGAAUGUAAUGACAAUCCCCCAUACAUAGACAAACUGGACAUAAACGCUAUAGACAACUUACAGCAAAAAAUCGAUACGCCCGAUAAAAGCGCAAGAAGCGGUUCCGAGGGUAGUACUAACGCGAAAAUUGAUAAUGACCUUACAAAAGUAGCCUUUAAGAGAAGUAGCUCUGUGCCAAAGACGGAUGAGCGGAUUCAGUUGCCCAUAAGAAGGAUAAGUCUCGAACACAAAAUAGACAUCGCGGAAGAUAAUGAACCCCCCCUAAUUAUAGACGCACAAUCACCAACAGCCAGUAUGAAUACAAUAGCAGAAGUUAUCCCUGUUGGUCUUCAACCGAGACUUGAGUUUCAAGAGUCUAGUCGAACUGAGUCUCAAGAUAGUUCACCUAAUGAUCCGCCAACGGAAAUACAUAUGGUGAAAUCUGAUAGUAAAGAAAUAAAAGCGUCUCCAAGUGAAAUAUCACCUCCGUUAUCAGAAAAUCAACAGGAAACAGAAUCGCAAAAACAGUCGCCCGAUACGCCGAAGGAAGUUAAGAAAAGUCAAAACUUGUCAACGGAUUUCGAUCUGGGCGAGCAGCUACAGAAGAUUUUAGGUAUAUCAUCGGAAAAGACAAGAGUCGAUAAUAGUAAUGUCGAGAAGAAAGCGGAACCGGCGAAAGAAGUUAAAAUAUCGGAUGAAAGUACAGUUAAGGUUCCUUUUGUGAAAAUUGAUUCACCGGAAUCGCAGAAAACGAGAUUAGGAGCAAUCGACAUGUCCACUCCGAAGAAAUCGGUAACAAUGGUGGAAACUGUAGAACAUCACGUAGCGUUCGGUUUCAAGGCGUCCCUAGUGCGCACUCUCGCUAACUUAUGUUGGAAGAACCAGGAAAAUAAGAAACAGAUGCGGGAGUUAGAAGUGAUCCCAGUAUUACUCGAUUGCUGUAAUAUUGACGCUCGAAAUCCUUUAAUAAUGCAGUGGGUCAUAUUUGCAGUUCGCUGCCUUUGUGAAAAUUGUCCAGAAAAUCAAGAAGUCAUAUCAAAGUUAACCCUCCAAGGUCCAGUAGACAAUGAAGUUUUACAAGAAAUGGGUUUAACGUUACACACGGAUCCGCAAGGAAAUACGAUUCGAGUAGUUCCUCUACGAAGCUAAAUUGAGCAAUAUUUAUUAUUAAAGCUCACAAUACGUAGGAAACAUUCGUGCAAAAUAUUAAAAUGACUUAAUAUUUAUUUAUUAUUUUUACAAGUAUUAUAUGAUCAACUAUGAUAUUUAUUAAGUUGGUAUGAUACAUGGGAUUUUUUAAAAUAUUUUUGCUUAAAAAUAUAUUAAUGAGCGAAUAUAUAACCCUCGUCGAGUUUAUCUUAUCAUCGCAAGCCUUACUUCGAAAUAUUAACUUAAAUGUUCAAAAACACGUCGAGUAAGAACUAAUAUUAAAAUUAGAUUUUUAUAAACCUGGAAGAAUGAUAUACAUAAAAAAGUAAUAUGUGUAUGUAUGUAUGUGUGUGUGUAUCGUACUUUUGCUUACUUCAAAAGAGCAUGAAUUCCCGAACAUUCGAGAAAUCUUGUCAAACAAAUUUUAUAACGCUUUUAAUAGUAUUUAUUAUUAUAUAUGGAGUCUGGAAAAUAUGUACUGGAAGUCUAUUGAGUUUGAGAUCUGGAUGUAAUAUCAAACGCAUUUUGACAAUAUAUGGUAUAUUUGAAUAUUUACACAAAAUAUCCAUCGAAAUAAAAUUGCUUACAAGUCAGUAUAUCUAUAUAAUAAAACAUCAUACCCACAAAACAAUAAUAAAGAUAUUAAAAUAAA
Melitaea cinxia (Glanville fritillary) is the source of this 3156-nucleotide messenger RNA. Its product is annotated as ataxin-10. The transcript has 8 exons. Gene Ontology annotation, biological process: neuron projection development. Gene Ontology annotation, cellular component: cytosol. The coding region runs from base 42 to 2504 and encodes 820 amino acids. The record is from RefSeq and is a predicted model, not a curated record. NCBI's taxonomy places the organism in Eukaryota, Metazoa, Arthropoda, Insecta, Lepidoptera, Nymphalidae.